AUGGAAUUAAAAAUUUAUAUAUGUGCGGGAGUAUUAGGCUUCAUAGCCGUUGCACAGGCACAGAUCCCAGGGUUAGGAUGGUGCCCAGACAAAAGGGCCAUGCCUGGAUUCGACAUUGAUAAGUAUUUGGGAACAUGGUACGAAGCAGAGAGGUACUUCACUGUACUUGAAGCUGGGAGCCGUUGUGCUAGGACGAAUUACACAAAGGCAGCCGGUGGCAUAAUCCUGGUGACUAAUGAAAUCACCAACAGGCUAACUGGUAUCAAACGAGUGCUUGAUGGAGAGAUAAGAAACAUUCCGAAAGGUGGUGUGGAAUCGAAAAUCAGUGUAAAAUACACAACUCUGCCAUUCCCAAUGGAAACCGAGUAUAUUAUUCUGGACACUGAUUACGACUCCUACUCAGUCGUAUGGUCUUGCUCUGGACUGGGAAUCCUCAACACGCAAUCAGCUUGGCUGAUGACAAGGGAGCGACUGCCUCCUGGAACUGUACUCCAGAAAGCUUACGCAGUACUGGAUAAGCACAAGAUCUCCAGAACGUUCUUUGUCAGGGCUGAACAAGAGGAGUGUAACAUUGGUGAGGCAGCUCCUGCAGAAACAACAGCCACACAAACCAGAGCAGCAGAUCCUGAACCGAAACCCGAAGCUAAACCUGAAGCAAAACCGGAACCAGAACCAGCUCCUCAACCAGAGCCAAGCAGCACAGAGGCUGCGGUCACGGUCUCCAACUCCAUUCCUUCAUCUGAACCCGAACCACAACCGAGCCAACCAGUAGCAGUAGAACAGCCAGCACCCGUCGAACCAGAAAAGAGGCCAUCUCCUGCCGUUUCUGCACCAACCCCAGUCCCCGAGUCUUCGAGUUAAAUCGCAUUCUAUGAAUGUCAAUGAAUUACAAGCUUUAAAUAUUUAAGAAUUAGUUUGUAUUUAAUUUAAGUCGUUACAAUCAAAGUGAUAAUAAAUAGGCCCUAUUGUGUAUUUUUAAGGGUUUCUUUUGUUAUAGUUCUCGGAUUAGUAUGAGAUUAUAUUCUAG
Messenger RNA from Nezara viridula (southern green stink bug), 1027 nucleotides. The record is from the annotation of a GenBank genome assembly. Lineage: Eukaryota; Metazoa; Arthropoda; Insecta; Hemiptera; Pentatomidae.